This is a messenger RNA of Prorocentrum cordatum, 1467 nucleotides long. The record is from the annotation of a GenBank genome assembly. Lineage: Eukaryota; Dinophyceae; Prorocentrales; Prorocentraceae.
AUGGAGAACGGCCUUCUCGCAAAGGGUGUCGGCAUGUUCGUAGAUAUCGAGGAACGGAUCACAAGAGCUCUGAAUCAGGUCAUUUGUAAUUCUGUCAGUUGUCAGAACCCGUUUUUCUAUAGUUGGGAUCCGUGUGACGUGGCUGACCUAGCACAUCCAAAUCCCGAAGGCGUGCUGCGUUUUGAAAUCUCUCAACAGGAUGCCUCGCAACCAGUACACAUUGCUUUCGGAGGUGAAGAGGCGAAGACGUGCACGCAUGGUGAAUUCCUUGUCUGGGACUCUGGCAGACAACACCUUCGCAUCACUGCGACGCACAAUGCAACAGACAUGUGCAUGGUUGUGCCCCUCGCCGAGGUGGCGCAGUCAGGACGGCGAUUCACUUACCGAAAUAUGGGCCAGUUCCUGAUCACACAGAGCACCAAGCAAGAGGAGGCCCAGUCAGCAAAACACUCAGAACCUGAUUUAUAUCAGAGUCCUGAUUCUGAUGAGUUGGGUCCUGGUCUCAGCUUGGUCUGCCAGUUCAGGAAGUUUUCCAGACAUACUCCGGAUGACGCUGAUGCGAUUGGAACGGCACUGGAAUCUCAGCCGGUGAAGCCAUGGGUGGUCGGCAAGCCGAGUGGCCCAGUGUGGAUGCUGCGCGUGGAUAUUUACCAUGCGACAGGGCUCCUGUACAAGGAGGAGUUCACUGCAUACGAACUGUCAGUUUCAACUGAUCCGCCAGCGCGGUUAGUUGUUGGCCGCGGUGACUGGCACUGCACCGAUCCAGCCCCUCCAAUCCGUCAUCUGCUUGAAGCUCUGAGCCGGGACGGUGAGGGAUCGGCCUCCAAACUCAAGAAUCAAUGUUGUCGAGCAGAUUUGCCUCAAGGUGCAUGUUUCGAAGAGCGGGAGACCCAGCAGGCUGCGCGCGUGAUUUGUGGCGAGCAGGGGGCGCAGAGGCUGCUGGAGGAGGCGGUCACUCUUCAUCAGGCCUUGCCUCUUGAAGGCGAUGGUUGUCGCAUCCGCGACGCUGUCUGGAAUGAAACGGUCGCGUUCCUCUUCGAGUCUGAUGGGCCACUGACUGCUUCGAUUGCGCGAGCCCAGCUUGAGAUUACUGUUCAGGCCAGGAAGAAUCAGGGUGGCCCCGAAGCGCUUGGCUCGCUGAAGAGGAAGUGCGUGGAUCUCAUGAAGGAGCCUUACGGCGAGACGGUCUGCGAGAAGCUGUCCGAUGCGCAAGGCCACCUGCGUGCGCGCCUCCAGCUUCAUCCCUUUGUCGGUUGUCCCAGGUCGCUCGACGUCGUGGACGAGAGCACGGGCCCCCCCGGGGCGUCCCUCGGCCCCUGGAGCGCCCUCCUAGGCCCCCUCGUGCCGAGCGGCGCGGACUCCGCGCGGGGAGAGGACUCCGCCCAGGGCGCCCAGGCGCCUCGUGAGACGCCAGGCGGAGGUGACGACUCGCCUUAUGCUGACGCCGUGUCUGAGAACUCGUUGUGA